This is a messenger RNA of Ectocarpus siliculosus, 342 nucleotides long. The record is from the annotation of a GenBank genome assembly. NCBI's taxonomy places the organism in Eukaryota, Phaeophyceae, Ectocarpales, Ectocarpaceae.
AUGGGUGUCAGCGAAGAGAACAAGGCCAUUGCCGAGGCAAAGAGAAAGGCGGGCAAUGAUGCGUUUGCCAAGAAAGAUCUCGACGAGGCUGUACGCCUCUAUUCUGAGGCAAUAGAGCUGGACCCAUCGAGCUACAUCUACCGCUCCAACCGAAGCGCGUGCUACGCUCUGCAGGGGAAGCACGAGAUGGCCAAGGAGGAAGCGGAAGCGUGCAUCAAAAUCAACCCGGACUUCACCAAGGGUUACUAUCGAUUGGCGACGGCUCAGACCGAAAUGGGGGAGAUGGACGCUGCGCUGGAGACGGUGAAGGCCGGCCUAGGGAGGGAUCCAAAGCAAGAAUAG